AUGUUUCCCCAGACAUGCGGGGAAACACGCGAACACACAGAAUGGGAAACACGCGCUCUCUUAUUUACAAAUGUUCUUGUUCCAUAUGGAAAAUAUUUUGGAUAUUGGGCUCAAUCGUCGUCACCUAUAACUGGUGGACUCGUUCAUGUAUACAUGUGUCAUGAAAAAAGUUUAAUAAUAGGUGAAAAAAUAACAGGAAACAAUAAUUUGAAUAAUUUGUACCAGAGUGGUGGGGACGAAGACUCUAGCGAAGACGAAUGGGAACUUGACGAAGACAACGAUUUUAACGAUAAUCCAGAAUCAGAAGAAACAAAAUUCUCACCGAGAUAUGAGAGAACAAGAUUAUUUGAAAUAGAUCUUACCAAAGACAAUCUGAUAUCGUGUUUCUGUAAUGGACCAAAUGAUAUACAUGCCGUUCAUCUUACGUGGAUUCAGACCAUCAGGCCGGGAGAAAGAUGCUUUGGCUUAUCAACAUUUUUACUUACAUUUCUUGAAAAUAAGUCUGGUUUAUUAACACAUGAACAUGGUCAAGAUGUGAUUGAGGAUAAUGACUUGUACUUCAGAUCAAAUUGUUCCAAAGAUUUUUGCCACAUUUAUCAUCCUAUCCAGUGUAAUGUAAAAGAAGAGAUGCUCUCUUCUCGUGAUUGGUCACUGUCUCGUUUAGAAGGCAUUUGGGUGGGAGAUUACGGAGGACAUGGUCCGGAAUUUCUCUAUCUAAAUACAACAGACAAUUUUGUCUGCCCAUUGACAAUAUCAAACGGUGUUGUAAAUCGUGGUGAUAUUCUCAAUAAUGUAUUAACAGCAAUAAAAAUUUCUGGAGAUCCAAAUAUCCCUAGAGGAAAAGUAUCGUUUGCUGCAUUAAAACAAAUUGAAGUAAACGAUACCAAAGACGAAAAUGUUACAAGGAAUUACUAUGGAAUUGGACAAAUCGCUUCACAUGGCUACAAACAUCCUCAGUAUAUUCGAGCAAAAGUAGCUGUUGUAUCGAAUGAUAAAGUCAUUGUAUCCUGGUAUCAGUUGAAUGACAUAUCAACAUACAAUAGACUUGCCGCAUCCCGCCCCGCCCCCGCUUAUGGUCUCUCUGGCCGCGAAUAUACCAGCAAUUUUACCGGCGUAUGA
Molecule: messenger RNA, 1119 nt
Organism: Didymodactylos carnosus
Lineage: Eukaryota; Metazoa; Rotifera; Eurotatoria; Philodinida; Philodinidae
Source: the annotation of a GenBank genome assembly